AUGAUUGCACAUACACACACCUCUCGCAUAAUGUCUGCUUUAAUUACCAAGUUCGAAUCACUAUCCAUUGAUUCUAAAUUCGAUGAUUUAUCAAAGGAACAAAAAGCCACUGUUGCCCAAUGGGAAUCUGUUGUUGCUAAUGGUUCUAUCAAGAGCUCUUUAAAUGAGUUGAAUGUAUCUUUAAGAGAUUCUACUUUCUUGGCAUCCACUUUCAAGCCAACUUCCACCGAUAUUAAGGUUUUCGAAGUCACUUUACCAAUAUUAAAGGAACUAGUCUCCAGCGACAAAGACAUCAAGACUACUUAUAUUCAAUACAGACAUAUUCUAAGAUGGUUAGAUUACAUUCAAAACUUAUUAGAAUUGCCAGGAAAUGAAAAGCUCAUAAUAAACCAUGACAUUGAAUUGCCACGUGAAAUAAUUGAAAAGAUAAAGAAGCCUGCUGCUGGUGCAGAAGGUGCAAAGAAAGGGGCCGACAAAGCCGGUUCAAAGAAGAAAGAAGAAAAGAAGGGUGGCGAUGAAUCCAAACCAAGAGGUAAGCCAGAUGAAGAAACCUUAAAGAAAUUGAGAGAAGAAGCCAAGGCCAAAAAGGCUGCCAAGAAGGCCCAACAAGCUCAGCAACAAACCGAACAGCAAGCCCCGGCCAAGCCAACUGCUGGUGCAAUUGAUUUCCGUGUUGGUUUCAUUCAAAAGGCCAUCAAGCAUCCAGAUGCCGAUUCGUUAUACGUCUCAACCAUCGAUGUCGGUGACGAAGAAGGUCCAAGAACCGUCUGUUCCGGUUUAGUCAAGCACUUCGAAUUGGAGGCCAUGCAAGAACGUUAUGUUGUCGUUGUUUGCAACUUGAAGCCAGUGAAUAUGAGGGGUAUCAAGUCUACUGCUAUGGUCCUAUGUGGUUCCACCGAUGAAAAAGUCGAAUUUGUUGAACCACCAACUGGUUCCAAGGCUGGUGACAAAGUUUUCUUCGCUGGUUUCGGCGAUGAAGAACCAAUGAAACAAUUGAACCCAAAGAAAAAGAUCUGGGAACAAUUACAACCACAUUUCACCACUAACGAAUCUUUAGAGGUCAUCUUCAAGGAUGACGAAGAUAAAGAAACUCCAAUCAGAAAGUUAACUAACAAGAACGGUGAUUCUUUCAAAGUCGCUUCCAUUGCCGGUGCUCAAGUCCGUUAA
This is a messenger RNA of Tetrapisispora phaffii CBS 4417, 1167 nucleotides long. It is a transcript of the gene ARC1, whose product is annotated as Arc1p. The transcript has a single exon. The record is from RefSeq and is a predicted model, not a curated record. NCBI's taxonomy places the organism in Eukaryota, Fungi, Ascomycota, Saccharomycetes, Saccharomycetales, Saccharomycetaceae. Gene Ontology annotation, cellular component: methionyl glutamyl tRNA synthetase complex. The coding region runs from base 1 to 1167 and encodes 388 amino acids. Gene Ontology annotation, molecular function: tRNA binding.